Messenger RNA from Trichoderma virens Gv29-8, 603 nucleotides. RefSeq lists its product as uncharacterized. Lineage: Eukaryota; Fungi; Ascomycota; Sordariomycetes; Hypocreales; Hypocreaceae. The coding region runs from base 1 to 603 and encodes 200 amino acids. The transcript has a single exon. The record is from RefSeq and is a predicted model, not a curated record.
AUGGCCAAGGACAAAAAUCGAGAUGCCUCUGCGGCCGACAGCACAAACCUGUCUUCUCCUUACCAGAAAGAUGCUCGAAAUCCUCGAGAAUCCAAUGGCCAACUGCCGAAUUUGACUCCACGGUAUACUGUGAACACGCUUAGUUCGAAUGCAAAGCAAGUGUUGAGCUCACCACUAUCCGAUGGCUCUCCACGCUCAGCCUUCUCCAUGGCGUUGUCGAGUAUUCUUAACAGAGAUGACGGUAAUGUAGCAGAUACCACUGCCUCCGUUAAUGAUGACGAUAGUGGUUCCGUUGAUUCCAACAUCGACAGCCCUGACAAUAUGCCACAUCGGAGACGGAACCGUAAACCCCCGCUGGCAUGUCCAUUUUUUAAACUGAACCCAACUGGCCUUGCGUGCUCUACAGAGCGAUUUACUAUCAUCCCGCGUCUGAAACGUCAUAUUCGCCAGUCCCACGAGGGUCGCAUUCGUUGUCCACGUUGCAAAAAGAGAUUUUGGAGCAGGGACGAUCUACUUACUCAUCUGCGUGCGGCUCAAAUCUGCACUCUCAUACCGGAGACACAACCUGCUGCACCCCUUGACCAGUACGAUCCUACAGAUUAG